UUGACAUGUUGUUACCCUCGGCAGGUAACAUAAAUUAACGGAGUCUUGUUUACUCGGUAAAUGGGAUAAGGAUCGAAUGUGAAGACAAAUUUUGAUGUUUAAUGGCAGAACCUGGCGUCUUCCAACUACAAUUUGAAAAUUAACGGUAGGAUGACCAGAUACUCUACAAAACGGAAGCAUCGUAAUAAUGGUAAUCACCGUCUAUACCGAACUCGUGUGUACGGAAGAGAUUUAGACCAAAUUCAUCAAGAUUUGAUAGAACCAGAAAAAUAUCAAAAGCUACCUUUAGAUCCUGACCUACCUGGUUUGGGACAAAACUACUGCGUUGAAUGUGCUCGUCACUUUGCCACUGAUGAAGCAUUGCGUCUUCACAAACGUAGCAAAGUUCAUAGACGUCGUUUGAAAGACUUGAAGGAGCCCGCAUAUUCACAAGAAGAAGCAGAAGCUGCUGUGAAUAUCGCUCAUCCCAAACCAGGUACUUCUUCCGAUGUGAAUCAAAAUCAGGAACCCCAAGCAAUCAUGGCGGAUUAGUGGAUUGUAGCAUUGGGCUACUUUUUUAAUUACAAGCUGCCUAUAAGUUAGACUUCUCAAUGAGAGAAGUUCAAUGUCCGUUUGCUGUUGGUUCUUAUAUCCAUCGGUUUCAUAUCGUUUAGCAUUUCUCGUAUUGUGGAAGUGUUUCUUAAAUUGAGUCAUGUUUUCGGUAUCGGUUCCCUAUUUAAAACUUUUUUCUUUUUAGGUUUUUGGAUUUUGGUACAUAUUUGGGUCUAAUUUAGUAAUGAAU
Schizosaccharomyces octosporus yFS286 is the source of this 781-nucleotide messenger RNA. RefSeq names its product zinc finger protein. The record is from RefSeq and is a predicted model, not a curated record. Lineage: Eukaryota; Fungi; Ascomycota; Schizosaccharomycetes; Schizosaccharomycetales; Schizosaccharomycetaceae. The transcript is spliced from 2 exons. Bases 151 to 531 code for a protein of 126 amino acids.